Molecule: messenger RNA, 1097 nt
Organism: Closterium sp. NIES-67
Lineage: Eukaryota; Viridiplantae; Streptophyta; Zygnematophyceae; Desmidiales; Closteriaceae
Source: the annotation of a GenBank genome assembly
CUCGAUUUAGUGUUUCUCGAGUCUGGAAACCCGACAUCAGCUUAGGCAGUGCUCAAAGUUUUUCCACGCGUGGAGUCUGCCAAGCUUAGGCCGUAGGAACAAGGGGGUACUGUCUACGCACUCGGAAAUGGUCAGGGUGGAAACAAAAGUUUUUCUGCCGCCCAGUUUAGGGGUGUGAAAUUACCGCGGGCUAGGUGUACCUGCAAAGAAAAGUCGGUCCUCAGAUUACCAGAUUGAGCCGCAGUGGAGUGGAGCGCAAUGAGCGUCGUACGACCCUGCGACCACAGGCUCUUCCGCUCUUGAAGGAACUCGCGACCACAACCCCGCCGCACCUCGGCUUCCUCUGCGUCUUCCUCCCCUGCCGCGCACCGCUCUCUCGCUCAUUCCCGCUUCUCGUUCCCCUCUCCGCGUUUUCCUCCGCCGGAGCUCGUCUCCCGCCUCGCGGCUUCCCUUCCAGCCGCUCCGCCCGCCCCGCUACUGUCGGCCGGCGGCGGCUGGCCGUGCCUUACCGGCCAGCCGUUUGUUUUAGACAAUGCGCGAAGAGUAACUACGGCGAAUCUCGCUCUAGAUCCCUAUCUCACCGCGCGCCCCUCGCACUCUCGCACGACCCGCCGCCGUCUCUCGCUCCCUCGCUCCCGCCCCCACCCACCCGCCCUUCACCCCGUCGCUCUCCCCCCCCUCUCUCGCGCCCUUUCCCCCACGCACGCGCCCCGCACUCGCACUCGUGCCACCGAUCCCCUGCUAGCACCGUCACAGCGCCCACCAUGCGUGGGGCCGCCCCGUUCCUCGCCGGAUUCCUCAGCGCCGCCCUGCCGCUGCUCGCGCUGCUCGCUCUGCUCUCCACGCUCCUCCAAUACCUCUCCCCGCGCCCCUCAGAGCUGCUAUUGUGGAGGGAGGAAGCGCAGAUGAGGAGGGAAGGGAAGAGCGCAGAGGUGAUGCAUGUCAUGCCGUGCCCGCCCGCCCUGGCAGGAGCUGCUGUGGCAGUGGGAGGAGGCGCAGCAGCAGAGCGCCGAUGCGGAGGGGGACAUGCUGCUGGCCGCGCUGCGGAGAAUCAAAGGUGAGCCUCUCCGCCUCUCCGCCUCUCCGCCUCUUCUGAA